AUGUUAAAUCCGUGGUUUUCUCUCAAGCUUUUCCGCACCAUCUAUUGUGUUCGAAAACUUUGCUGCUAUCCGCGGAAAAGGGUUUUUGUUCCGCCGCAGGAUGUCCUUCUCGAAAAGAAAAAGUUCACCCGCGGCGCGCUCCUAAAAUCCGGGCGGCAGUUCUCUCAUUCCGCGGAACAAUCAAGUCCGCGGCAACAAACAGUGCUAUCUCCGCAGACAAUUGAACUACUGCAUCUUCAAUUUUCGCAUUGCAACCUUUCUACGUGUAAUGUCACGGCCCUUUCUGAUUACUGUCACUAUACACAUUGA
Messenger RNA from Saccharomyces kudriavzevii IFO 1802, 309 nucleotides. RefSeq lists its product as uncharacterized. The transcript has a single exon. The record is from RefSeq and is a predicted model, not a curated record. NCBI's taxonomy places the organism in Eukaryota, Fungi, Ascomycota, Saccharomycetes, Saccharomycetales, Saccharomycetaceae. The coding region runs from base 1 to 309 and encodes 102 amino acids.